AUGGAUAAGAAAGUACUCCAGGUGCUGGAAAGAAACACGACCAAAAGUGGAGAGCGAUACGAGACCAGUCUGCUGUGGAAGGAGACAAGUCCUACACUUCCCAACAACAAGCGACUGGCUGUUCAGCGACUACAGACAACAGAGAGAAAGCUCGAAAAGCUUCCACAGGUCGCAGGGAAGUACCAGGUCAUCAUCAACUCCUACGUCGCCGAGAAACAUGUAUCGGUCGCUGCUGUUUCAGCAGACGCACUCAGAGAGCAGAAUGAGUUUGAGCUGGGCCAGCAGUUGCAGGAGGCCCAGCAGGAGCUGCAGAAGCAGUCCAGCCAGUUGGAGGAGCAGCAGCAGGCAGCUGUCAGACUCCAGGAGCAGCGGACCACGGCCACCGCAGACUACAGGAAGGCAGAUGCCGGCCUCACCAGGGCGUUGGCCGCUGAGCUGGCCGCCUGUCGGGAGCGCGACCAGGUGCUCUCGGACAAGGCGAGCCUGGUACAGCAGCUGGAGCGGCGCGCUACUGAGGUGGCCCGGCUGACGGCUGAGCUUGAAGACUGGGGAGCUGAACUGGCUGCAGCUAAUGCGGCCAAGUGUCGGGCACUGGCACAGGUGGGGGAAAUUGCCGCCAAGGAGAUCAGUUUCCAGUACAGAGAGAGGAAGAUGGCGAGUGAGAAGGAGGUGCUGGAGAAGCAGAUGUCUCUGCUGCAGGAGAGCCUGAAGUUGCAAGCAGAGGAGCUGUCCACGUUGCGCCGCCAGCACAGCUCGCGGAUCCUCCAGCUGCAGACCAACCUUGCCAACAAGAUGGACCAGCUGGGGACGGAGCAGGCGGAAAAGGAACGGCUGACACAGCAGGCGGCCGACCUGGAGCAGCAGCUCACCGAACUGGUGGAGAAGCCCCGGCUGCAGCGUGAGGCCGAGAUCGAGCAGGAGGAAAACUAUCGACAGCAGCUGCGGUCACAGGAGCGGCUGGCGCAGCCCUACAAAGAGGGCGUCGAGAAGGCGGAGGCCAGGUCGAAUGAGAUGCUGCGCUCGGUGGACGAGCUGCGGUCACUGCUGAGCUCGGCCAGCGAGCAGCAAAGCCAGCUGGAGGUGCAUCUGGACGAGACGCACACCCAGCACGGCCAGUACCUGGUGGAGCGCGACAAGGUGAUCCUCCAGCUGCGCGACCGGCUGGAGACUUACGAGGAGCAGCUGCAGGCAAUCACCCACAAAGGUAGCCUUUCAGACGAGGCGGUGGAGGCCACGUCACCGUCCGCCGCCGCCGUCAGCCGGCUCCUGUGGCAGGGCAUGACGCUCACACAGAUCUUCACCGGGUUCAGUCAGGCCAAGGAGCAGCUGACGGCCACAGAGGCCGAGAGCAAGCAGUUCAAACUGUGCCUCGACCAGAUCCUGAAGGACAUUGAUAAGUGGACGCCGGCCAUCCAGAGACAGCGCGAGGAUUAUGAGGCGGCGGUGCAGACGAUCGACUAUCCCACAGGCAACAAUGACGAGGCAUUACGGGAGCUGGAGACGGCACACGCCAAGCCUGACGACGCCCGCCGGCGACUGCGUACCGUACAACACAAGAGGGACCGACUGGUCGCCCAGACAGAGGACCUGGCAAUGCAGGUUUGCGUGCCGCUGAAGGAGGUGGAGAAGGCGCGCGGCGGUCGUCACCACACCCCGGGACGAGCUCGAGCUGGAUACGUCCGCCGGACGGAUGAUCGCCCAGCGUCUCGUCACCUUCUGGGGCAAAGAGGAGCUCCAGGCACGCAACCAGGACCUGCUGUCCGUGGUGCCCGCGAACUGAGCGCCGCCCGGGAGGAGCUGAACACGCAGCGCUCAUGGCUGCGUCCCGUGGACAACUGA
Molecule: messenger RNA, 1839 nt
Organism: Amphibalanus amphitrite
Lineage: Eukaryota; Metazoa; Arthropoda; Thecostraca; Balanomorpha; Balanidae
Product: nucleoprotein TPR-like
Exons: 1
Coding region: 1-1839 (612 amino acids)
Biological process (GO): mRNA export from nucleus
Cellular component (GO): nuclear pore
Molecular function (GO): structural constituent of nuclear pore
Source: RefSeq, a predicted model, not a curated record